Molecule: messenger RNA, 3225 nt
Organism: Pocillopora verrucosa
Lineage: Eukaryota; Metazoa; Cnidaria; Anthozoa; Scleractinia; Pocilloporidae
Source: RefSeq, a predicted model, not a curated record
UUUGGAGUACCACUGUGACAUCACCAAAAUGUGAUCAACAAAGGAUUGCAAAUGGUGUGUGGGGGAGCUCAGAAAACGCGCAGGUACACCUGAUGACUCCAUCUUUGUAUUUUGGAUCAUAUGGCAUCAGCUACUCCUUCACCUCUUGCCAGUUCUGUAGAGAAGACAAAUGGAGCCAAGCUCAGCCGACUUCUCAUCGAUGGUGGAACAACAGUUCUCAGGAACGUUUUCAAUGGAUAUCAUUCCCCAGCAAGUCUUUCAGCCGCGUUGAAUGCAAACUAUUCAACUCUUAAAAAUCUGUUGAAAAGAAAGAUUCUACACAAACCUCAAUGGGAUCUAUUGUUUCCUCCAAGCGGAGCUCUUCCAGACUCCCAAACAUUUGAUAUCACUCUGUUAUUCCAACUCUUAACCAAUAUUUGUGGUCUCUCUCCACCCCACUCUGGGUGGCACAAAAAACCACUUCCAAGUGACAACUCCCUUGAAGCAAAUCUUGCUCGCAUAAAGUUUUACCGCAAUGAAUUGUAUGGCCAUGUUACCACAACUGGUAUUGCUGAUCCAACUUUCUCAACUCUGUGGCAGGAGAUCAGCGUUGUUCUUGUUGCUCUUGGCUUGCAGCAGGCAGAAAUUGAUAGAUUGAAGGCUGAGCAUUGUGGAGAGCAGGAGUACCUUGAUGCGUUGCGCAAGUGGACUGAUUCUGAGGAAGAUGUAAAAUCACAGCUGAAGGACAUACGGGAUAUUGACACCAAAGUGCUGCAAACUGUUGAUGAAAAUAAAGCAAAGCUGGAAGAAGUUCAUCAGUUACAAAAGAAGUUGCAAGAAUCUGUGCAGAGCCAACAGCAAGACACCAUUCAAAAUUUGAAUAAAGAGAAGGAGAGCAUCUGGGAUGACGAAGUCCUUGCGAAACUAGCAAACGUUGACAAUUUAGGUGAAAUUAGACGCCAUGCAAGCAGAUAUGUUGAGGGAACUCGUUUAUCGGUCUUUGCAGCAGUUGAGAGGUGGUUAGACGACAAAAGUUCUCCAAAUAGAGUGAUUGUUAUUAGUGGGAAUGCGGGGAUGGGAAAGUCUGUAAUCUCAGCUGUCUUAUGCCAAAAGAUGUUAGAGGCUGGAAGAUUGUCAGGGAGCCACUUCUGUCGGCAUAACAAGGCACGCCGAAGAAAUCCCAAAGUGAUGCUGCAGUCGUUAGCCUGUCAGCUUUCAGAAUCGCUGCCAGAGUACAGGAAGGCUUUAGUGAAGAAGUUUUCGAGAAACCUGGGCGUUAAAAUUGGAGACAUGGAAGUGGAAGAACUGUUUGAAUUUUUGUUUGAAGAACCUCUUUCAGAUUUGGAAGACCAAGGCUCUAUCCAUCUCAUGGUAAUAGAUGGCUUGGACGAAAGUGAAUACCAUGGGCGUAAUGAGCUUUUGAAUGUGAUUGCCGAUUACUUCAAGACGCUCCCGUGUUGGAUACGAUUUGUGGUAACAACGCGACCUGAAAUGAACAUCUUAGAGAAGAUUCAAGACUUAAAUCCCAUACAGCUGAACCCAAACGAUCAAGAAAACUUGAUGGACGUUAGGCUUUGCUUUCAAGAGCAACUGGAACAUGUUCUGCAAUCUGAUUGCCAAGAUACCAUCUUAGAAAAGCUUGUUGAAAAGUCAGAAGGGGUCAUGUUAUAUACCUAUUACCUGACAGAGUUCAUUAAGAAGAAUGCUGUGCGUAUGAGUGCUGCUGAAGUGAUGAACAGCGACUUGCCAUCAGGUAUUUCGUCCGUUUAUCAAGACUACUUCAAACGCCUGAAAAAUGAAAUGCAGAAAGAACUAGGUAUCACCGAAGAGCAAUUCUUCGAUUUUUUAAAUGCCAUCGUGGCAGCGAGAGAACCAUUACCUGUCGAGUUUGUCUACAAGUUGUUCCUUUCAAAAGAAUGGUCAUCGGCUGAUGAGCAAAAAGUACGAGACGCAGUUGAUUGUAUCUCGGCUCUUCUACCCAUUGAGGGCAAGUGCAUUAACUUCUUUCACAAGUCAGUCAAGGACUGGCUGGUUGAGGAGUCUACUUCGAGGCAAAAGAAGUUUAUUGUUAGCGGAAAAGAAUGUCAUCGCGUCAUUGCAAAGCUUUGCAAAGAUGAACUAGAUGAAUUGAAACUGAAAAAGUUCCAGAGUUCAACACUGAAACAGACGUCGAGGUAUGCCUUGCAGCAUGGUGUUCAGCAUAUACUUGAGGUAGAAGAGAAUGCUCGUUCACGUAGCCUGGACGACAUUGUAAAGAAUUAUGUUUUGGACCUAGAAUUGGUCUAUGCAAAGCUAACUGUGAAGAGUACAGCAGCCACUGAAGAUGUUCUUUGCGUGCAAGAGAAGGAAAAUACAAAUGGUUUGUCAAAGAAUUGCAGAGAAGCCCUUGAGACGUUAUUGUUGCUGUUGCGGAAGCAUGUAAGUACUCUUUCAAAACUUCCUCAUGCCAUCUUUCAAAUUUUGUUGAAUGAAGGAGGACCUGAACUGUCUGCGAAGGCAUUAAGCUUGCUAAACACCAAGUAUGCGGACUUACCAUAUAUGGAAUAUUUGCGAAAGAAGGAGGAAAGAACAGAUGUUCUACUGCAGUUUGUUGCUUCAGAUCAGGUGAUCUCCUUUGAUGUCUCACCAAAUCAGGACUACCUGGUAUGCGAGUGUUCGAAUCACACAAUUCAUCUGUGGUCGCUCCGUAGUGGCCAGCUAAUGUGGACACGCUCUGCGCUGGUAUCAAACAUUGAUUUUCGGGAUCACCUAGGGAACGCAUGGGCUUUCCUUUUCCAAUUUUACCGGUCAGUAGUUUUCCAUCCAACCUUAGACCUGAUCUUACAAGGGACUCUGUGUCAGGGUUAUACCUUGGUCGGAGACGUGAAACCUCUUUUCCGUUCGAGCGAGUGCCGGUUCAAAGUUUGUUCAAUAUCUGGUGACAAAAGCACGAUGCUGACUGACUGUCUGGACGGGAGGAAUUGCGUCAUCCAGUGGAGUCUAAAAGAUGGAAGUGAAAUUAGUCGUUUUACACACAAAUGCAAAAUUUUAUCUUUUGCUUGGUCUGCUAGUGGAAGACGGAUGGUGAUCGUCGAUUCUGACAAGUGCGCAUACCUCAUUGACAUGAAUGAUGGAGUUGAGACUCUAAUAUGUCCUUCAGUCUGGUCACGAUAUGUUAAGUUGACUCCUGACUGCCGGUUUUUUUUCUGUUUACUUGCGGAUGGGGAUGAACAUAAUUGGUAUCGAAUCCCAAGCUUUUUUGUUUAG